AUGGAUGCAGACUCUGGCGCAAGGGAAAGUUUCUGCACCCCAUUUCAGAUUCCGCUCACGAGCAGGAAGAUUUUCCGCCAGCACCCCUGUGACAGCUCAAACCUCCAAGAGACAGCUGGCCUCUCAGAAGCGGUCUCCCUGCCAAGAAUUCGAGUCCUGGUCAGGAGCGUGCUCGUGAAGGGGACCGUGAGGGGGCAGCGCAUCUUCCGAAGGAACGCGGGGAGCGUGUGCCAGCUGGCAAGGGAGGCGUGCGGGCCAAAAGGCUUCCUUCGGACGAAGGGAGCCUGGGACAGGGCUCUGAAGGCUGCCAUGAGCGGCCUGGAGGGGUGGGUCGGUGUCCCAGAAUCGGCUCUGCUUGGGGGCUUCCGUCAAGACGUCGUCUCGACGGCUGCAGCGCACGUGGAGGGGCUGAAGCAGCGGGGUAGGGAGGGUACGUCGGGUGGGAUCCGGGGCAGGGUUCAGGCUGUCCGCAGAGUUAAACGCCCGAGCCGAAUCCCCUCAAAACGCGGGGGCCACCGCACCGAUCAGCCGGGGAAACAGUCAGACCUACACGCUCUUCUCUGCCACCGGUGCGGCGCAACUGCAGAGUUUGGAGUUCGAGGUGGCAAGGAAGGAGGGGAGGUCAAGUACUUUUGCACAGGGCAUGUCCACACAACCGGUUGUUUCCGCAUCGACGGAAACCGUGGAGAUUGGGCCGAGGACCGAGAGAUGCGUUGGUUGAGAGCAGAGGAGAGAAGGUUGGAAGAGGAGCUCCGAAGUCUGGGAGGGACCUCGUUUGCUGCGGAACCAGCGGGAGCUAUGCUGCUAACGACCGGUGGCAUUGAGAGCAACCCCGGACCGCUCUCAAUGGAAGAGAUUUGCAAAAGGAGUUGGGAGGAAGCUGGCUCGCCAAUCAGCUCCACGCUGCUGGCUUACCUGGCAGAGCAUGAGCUCAACUUCGCACACUGGAGGAAUCUGCCUUAUGACCGACGCGUGAACCAGGUGAAGACCUUGAAGGACGCGUACGAAGGGAGAUGUUUAGAGGGCUGGACUACGUUCCUUGAACAGGCUGGACUUGAACAGGCUGGAGGGGCUGGUCCAUCAACAUCCGGCGAUUCAGGAAAGCGGCAGCUGCAAGGGGUUCGACAGCGGAUUAGCGGGACUACAGGGAUUAGCGGAACUGGGCAAUGGUCGUCAGCUAUCGCAGACAAAGUUCGCCACGCGCUCGACCCUAUGUUCAGCCUGCUCAACGACGAAGGCAAUCUGCAGAUCCCCUGCUGGACGCCUCCCGCCGAUCAUCCCCAGAUGGCACACAUCAGUGGCCUGGCCAUCCCGCAGUGGCGCGGCGAGCCCUCCCUCCUGCUCCAUGCGCUACCCGAGAAGGAGAAGGGCCGGAGCGCGGCUGAUCGACUCAUAGAAUUCAUCAUUGCCACAAGAGUUCGAUACGGAGGCCAGCAAACGCAGCUGGGCCGCGCCACCUUUGGUCUCGGUGUGUCCGGGUGCGGGAAGACGCGAACUGCGCUGGAGGCUCUGUGCGCCAUGUUCGGCUUCUAUCUGAGCUUCUCAACAACUGAGGAGCCGGGGUCAAACGUUCUUGCGGCUGCGGUAGCGCGCUUCAGGCUGAGGUUCGAGAAUCAGUUGACCGACUUCUUACGCACGAAGGAGGGUCUAGGAAGCUAUCGCAAUGGAAGGCUUGAUGACGCCAAAAAGCUGGUGGUCAGAAUUCUGCUGGUGGAGGUCCUGUGCCUGGAGAGGUUCCUCAAGGAGUACGGACAAGCGACCCCCAAGAAGUACCUCAUGAUGCAGCUGAUCGGCUUGGGCGAACUGGAAGAUUGGUUGGUUGACGCGUGGAGCUGCGUCUUUGACGUCUCGCUGGAGGAGCUGAUGAUGGAGUUGCGGCGCGCGGUCAACAGUGUCAAGCGACUGAGGCAACAAGACUUCCUGCUAGUGGUGGUAGAUGAGGCGCACCUGGGUUUGAAGAGCCUAGAAGACCACUUCCCAAAUGCGGAUAACACUGAAGGACGGCCGCUGCUCAAUGCGUGGGUCCGGAUUCUGAACGAUCGUGCGUUCAAGGACUUCCACUUCCUCUUCACAGGCACGCGCCUGGGCAUUGCAGAGCACGAAUCGCUUGCUACCGCCAUCGGGAAAGGGCCCGGAGUCCCAGUAAUCUUCUCCGACUACGGCAUCAACUUCGCAUCACAGGCGCGGAGCUUUGCUUUGGAGUACGUUCCUGGUGACGACUGCGAAGAGGGUCUUUGGGAGCUGGUCGCUGGACGGUACAGGUUUGUCGUGGAGCUGACACGGCGGCGGUUAAAGAGCGGCUGGCAUGUCGAUUGGAAGCAUGCCCUACAGUAUCUGCGGGAGCACCACACGGCGGAGAAUGAGGAUGGGGAGUCGUCUCAGAGAACUCUGAUAGGGCGCAUGAUUGCGCUGCAGAGCUCCAAGUCGUACGAGCACAUUCUCAGGUCGCUGAAGGGGCUCGUGACGGAUCGGUACAUCAUGGGUGUGGCUCGACCCCAGUACCGCAAGCAGGUCGACCUGGUGGAGCUUGGGUUUUGCCACCUGGUCCGAGACGAGGAGGACAAGGGGGGCGAGGAGGGGUGGCGGGGGCGGUGGGUGCAAGACGACGAGGUGGAGCGGCUCAUGUUGAAGGUGGACCUUCCUUCCCCGGCCGGGCUUUUGUGGGAUAUCUACAUGCCCACGGCGCUCAAGGACUUCUUCAACCCGGACAAGAUCCUCGCGGAUCACCCCAUCCUGUCUAGCAUUAGGAACAGUCUGCCGGCGUCCUUCUUUACCCGCCCCCAGAUCGUGUGCCUGACAGAAGACGGCACAGUGAGCAAGGUUACCGAUGUAGAAGCUUUCCGAGUGAGACGCGGGAACAAGGGGUUUGGGCUCGUCGAUUUCGCUGAAGAUCCCCGGGGCAUCAGCUUCUUCCUGCCACAAGAAGGGGCGGGGCCAGAUGAUGCCAACUUCGUGCAGCUUGGGAAUGGAGAACCAGAAAUCUGGUUCAACAUUCUGCAAGCAAAGCUCCGGCCGGAGUACGAAUUAGAAGAUGCGCUGAGGACUGUCACAUUGGAUCUGAUGUACUCGGGGCAUCCAUGUCGUCAGGAGUUGCUGGUCAGGCUGAAAACGGGGCUCGAACAGAAGGGGGUCAAAGGGAUAAUCCGGAUAGUGGCCGCUUUCCCGAGUUUUAAGACAGCUACAACAGAGGUGUUCCACCCAGAGGAGUCUAAGACGCGCAAGGAUGACAUGUGCAUAGUUCAGAUCGGCGUGUCAGCGGAGAACGCCCACCACUUCUUCAGGGAGGACCAUUUGAACGUUCUUAAAAGCCUGAAGGAUGUCAAAAAGAGAGCUCAUAGCGAGAUUGAGUAG
Molecule: messenger RNA, 3351 nt
Organism: Klebsormidium nitens
Lineage: Eukaryota; Viridiplantae; Streptophyta; Klebsormidiophyceae; Klebsormidiales; Klebsormidiaceae
Source: the annotation of a GenBank genome assembly